AGAAAAGAAUCUCAUCCUGCGCGAGCAAGGCAAGAUGAGUUGCUGGGUUUAGGAACAGCAAAAAAACUGUUAGAGCGACCAAGCACAGGGGAACCGAAAGAGUUCAAGCUGGAUAAGAAAUAUCAGAAGCAGACAGAUAAGGAAGAUGCUCUGGGAGAUGACUUCACCUUUGGCGCCUACCAACCUACUAUAGCCUCAACUCCAGAGGGACGGAAGUCGAGGCAGCAGUCUGUCAGGUUUUCCUCUGAGAACCUCAGUGACCUGAAAACAGAACAGAGAUCAAAGCCUUCCCCUUCAGCAUCUAACAGUCCUGUACGCAGGACUGGAGCUGACUGGCUGGGACUGAAAGAUGAAGAUAGUGACUUGCUACCAUCAUCCCCACUCAAAGAACCUAGCAAAAGCAGUGCAAGAGGAACCACACUGGAUAUGCCACCAUUUCCUUCAGAAGCUAAGCAUCCUCCUCCUCCUACCACCAACCAGGGUCCUUUGACAACCAAACAAGUUACUGAAGAAGUCAUUCAGAAGAAAGAACCAGCUGAGGAUGAUGGUGAUAGCUGGCUGAAUAAUGUAUUGUCUCAAAAAAUAUCUCAAACACGGGAGAAAAUAAGAAAGAGAUCCGGAUCCUUAGAUGUUCAGACCGAUGGGGAUCAUCCCACCAGCCAACAGGUAAUCUCCACUCAAGAACAACAUCGAUCUGCUGCCACAUCAGAUAAAGCUGCCAGACUGGAACAAUUGGAGUCUUUCAUUCCUUGGGAAAGGUCUCAGGAACAAAGUGCCCCUACUUUUCCAUCUGAUUCCAGGAAAGGGACUUCCUUUGGAGAUACAACUUCAAGAGGCUCUGAUCUCGGAACCCCAUCUCCUGAGCUCAUCUAAUGAUGCUGACUAUGAAAAAAGAAUGGCAGGAGUGCAGGUGCAGUUCCGAGAAACCCUGGGAACCUAUCAGGCCGAGAUUUUGAGCGCCCAGACUCGCCUCACUGAGCUUGAGGUUCAGGUAAGGGAACCGUGUGAAGGUGAUUGAGGACUCGUAUCGUCAGCGUGAGGAUCGUCUCCGACAAGAAAAUCAGGAGUUGGUUGGCCAAUACCUUUCUCGCUGUCAGAGCGCAGAACAGGCGAAAUCGGAGAUAUUAGCCCAGCAUCAGCGUCGACUGACUGAGCUAGAGCAGGAAAAGGCCAAGGAAAUUGAUCGCCUACAGGAGCUUCAGCGUAUGUCCAUCCUGGAAAUGCGCAAGGAUCAUGAAGAGCAAUUACAACGGUUGAAACAACUGAAGAGUCAGGAGAUUGAUGCAGUGACCAGUGCCACUUCUUACACCAGGUAGCAGGAGCUCAUUAGCCUAAAGAAUUACAGCAUUGGUACUUACACUCAGUUGUAAGGGGCAUAAAUAGUUGUAUCCGGUAGUCAAUGCA
This is a messenger RNA of Thamnophis sirtalis, 1404 nucleotides long. Lineage: Eukaryota; Metazoa; Chordata; Lepidosauria; Squamata; Natricidae. The record is from RefSeq and is a predicted model, not a curated record.